Molecule: messenger RNA, 468 nt
Organism: Ramularia collo-cygni
Lineage: Eukaryota; Fungi; Ascomycota; Dothideomycetes; Mycosphaerellales; Mycosphaerellaceae
Exons: 3
Coding region: 1-468 (155 amino acids)
Cellular component (GO): mitochondrion
Source: RefSeq, a predicted model, not a curated record
AUGCGAUACCGCGCAAGUCAGUUUUCUCCGCCAUUCGACCCUUACUCUUACUCGCGCGGACGUUGGUUAGAUCGAGACGAACAACGGCAGAAGGCCAGAAGACUUGAUUUUAAUUUCGAGGCUUUACUCAAUGUGGCAGUAAAGUGCAGUAAUGGUGCUCGCGAGGUUGUGGCUUGUGAGAAAAGAGAAGGCGGGUUCAACCGUGUGUUUAUCAUCAAAUUGGACAACGGAGCAAAGGUCGUUGCAAAGGUACCUAUGCAAUUCGCCGGUCCCGCUGCUUUGACGACCAUGUCAGAAGUAGCGACCCUGAGAUAUGUGAAAGACAAGACAUAUGUGCCUGUCCCUCGGGUUCUCGCUUGGAGCUCGAAGUCUGGGAGUGGAUCAGUGGGGAUCGAAUAUGUCAUCAUGGAUGUCUGGCGUCGCUCUGAAAGAUAUCUGGGGCAGAAUGACCGAGCUUCAGCAUCUUGA